This is a messenger RNA of Coffea eugenioides, 3430 nucleotides long. Its product is annotated as copper-transporting ATPase HMA4-like. NCBI's taxonomy places the organism in Eukaryota, Viridiplantae, Streptophyta, Magnoliopsida, Gentianales, Rubiaceae. Gene Ontology annotation, biological process: monoatomic cation transport. Gene Ontology annotation, molecular function: ATP binding; ATPase-coupled monoatomic cation transmembrane transporter activity; ATP hydrolysis activity. The transcript is spliced from 9 exons. The record is from RefSeq and is a predicted model, not a curated record. Gene Ontology annotation, cellular component: membrane. Bases 202 to 3117 code for a protein of 971 amino acids.
CUUUCGGCAAUACGACGAAGAGAUUGUCUCUUCUCUUUCUGUCGUUCCACCCAAAAACCCUAAUAAAAUCCGCCACGAUCUUUCUACUCUUAUCCAAAUAAGCCCUUGGUAUCCCCAACUUUUUCUGCCAAAAAGGGUCACCAACCGAAACAGGAAAAAGAAAGUUGUAAAUCUUUUAAUUGAUUUGCUGAUUGUGAUAUUAUGGACGAGGAUAUGGAAUUAAUUGGGGAGGAAGAUCUGAAAGCUGCACUUUUGCAGCAUCCUAAGGGUGUUGGAGUCCCUGUUUCUCAUACAAACCGUUGUGGAGAUGAGGUGAAAAUCCGAACAAUUGUUUUCAAAGUAAUUGGCAUGACAUGUUCCUCUUGUGCGACAUCUAUGGAAUCUGCACUUAUGAAGUUGAAUGGUAUCAAGAGUGUUAUGGUUUCCCCACUUCAAGGCCAGGCUGUAGUCAAGUACAACCCUGAAAGUAUCAGUGCUAAAUUAAUAAAAGAAGCCGCAGAAGAAACAGGUUUUCAAGUUGAUGAGUUUCCGGAGCAAGAUAUUGCAGUAUGCAGACUCAGAAUCAAGGGAAUGGCAUGCACAAGUUGUUCUGAGUCUGUUGAACGUGCCCUUUUAAUGGUUGAUGGAGUGAAGAAAGCGGUGGUUGGUUUGGCUCUUGAAGAAGCAAAGAUUCACUAUGAUCCAAGUAUUACCAAUACUGACCAUAUAACUGAAGCAAUAGAAGAUUCUGGGUUUGGAGCCAAUCUAAUAAGCUCAGGCAGUGAUUUGAAUAAAGUGCAUCUGAAACUAGAAGGAAUCAGUUCACAGGAUGAUCUUAAUGUAAUUCGGUGCUCAUUGGAGUACUUGGAAGGUGUGAAUCAUGUUGAAUUUGACAUCAAAGAACAUGUGGUCAGUGUCAGCUAUGAACCAGAUAUCAUUGGGCCAAGAUAUCUUAUACAGUGCAUCCAAGAAGCUGGCAAAGGAUUAAGCUCUUAUCAGGCAAGUUUGUUUACUCCACCAAGCCCACAAGAUAUGGAAAGAAGGCAUGAAGUCCAAAUGUAUAGGAAUCAGUUUCUAUGGAGCUGUUUGUUUUCUGUUCCAAUUUUCAUUUCAUCCAUGGUACUCCCAAUGCUUCCCCCUUAUGGGAAUUGGCUAGAAUAUAAGGUCUUGAAUAUGCUCUCAAUCGGAUUACUUCUAAGGUGGAUUCUUUGCACACCUUUGCAAUUUAUUAUAGGGCAAAGGUUCUAUGCUGGAUCCUAUCAUGCACUCCGUCGAAAAUCUGCAAAUAUGGAUGUUCUGGUUGCAUUGGGCACAAAUGCUGCUUACUUCUAUUCAAUAUACAUAAUUAUAAAAGCAUUGACAUCAGAAUCAUUUGAGGGUCAAGAUUUUUUUGAGACCAGUGCCAUGUUGAUAUCUUUUAUCCUCUUGGGAAAGUACUUGGAAGUCCUUGCUAAAGGAAAGACAUCAGAUGCUUUGGCAAAGUUGGCAGACCUUGCACCUGAUACGGCUUACCUUCUGACAAUGGACGGUGAUGGGAAUGUUCUUUCAGAUGUGGAAAUUAACACUCAGCUGAUACAGAAAAAUGACAUACUUAAGAUUGUUCCUGGAGCAAAAGUUCCUGUUGAUGGUGUUGUUGUUGAUGGUCAGAGUUUUGUGAAUGAGAGUAUGAUCACCGGAGAAGCAAGGCCAGUUGCUAAAGGACCUGGUGAUAAGGUAAUUGGUGGGACUGUAAACGAGAAUGGCUGUCUUGUCAUUAGAGCUACACAUGUUGGUUCAGAGUCGGCACUUUCACAGAUAGUUCAAUUGGUUGAAGCUGCUCAGCUUGCCAGAGCUCCUGUUCAGAAGCUGGCUGACCAGAUAUCAAGGUUUUUUGUUCCCACGGUUGUUGUGGCUGCAUUUACUACAUGGCUUGGAUGGUUUAUAUCUGGAGAAGCUGGUAUUUAUCCGAAGUGGUGGAUACCUAAAGCUAUGGAUGCAUUUGAGCUUGCAUUGCAGUUUGGUAUUUCAGUUUUAGUAGUUGCAUGUCCUUGUGCUUUGGGAUUAGCAACUCCUACUGCAGUGAUGGUGGCCACGGGGAAAGGAGCUUCGCAAGGUGUGCUCAUUAAGGGAGGGGAUGCUCUUGAAAAGGCACACAAGGUCAAGAUAGUUGUUUUUGAUAAAACUGGGACAUUAACUGUUGGAAAGCCUGCUGUAGUGAGUGCUGUACUCUUUUCCAACAUUUCUAUGGAAGAGUUCUGUGAUAUGGCAAUUGCUGCGGAGUCCAAUAGUGAGCACCCUAUUGGAAAAGCAGUGGUGGAGCAUGCUAAGAAGUUCUGCCUGAACUUUGGGACCCAAAAGGAGUGUCUCACAGAGGUAAAGGACUUUGAGGUUCACACUGGAGCUGGUGUGAGUGGGAAAGUUCGAGAAAAAACUAUUUUCGUUGGGAAUAAGAGGCUCAUGAGGCUUUUUAAUGUUGCUCUUGGUGGCGAGGUUGAAGCUUAUAUUUCAGAAAAUGAGAAGCUUGCUCGUAGUUGCGUGAUAGUGGCCAUUGAUGGUACAGUUGCAGGAGCUUUUGCUGUUACUGAUCCAGUGAAACCAGAGGCUGCACGUGUUGUAUCUUUCCUCCACUCAAUGAACAUUGUAAGUGUUAUGGUCACUGGUGAUAAUUGGGCGACAGCAACCGCAAUAGGGGAGGAGGUUGGAAUUCAAAAGGUGUUUGCUGAGACAGAUCCCAUAGGAAAAGCGGAUAAGAUUAAAGAAUUGCAGUUGAAAGGUUUGACUGUGGCAAUGGUUGGAGAUGGGAUUAAUGAUUCACCAGCACUAGUUGCAGCUGAUGUUGGCAUGGCAAUUGGUGCGGGCACUGAUGUAGCCAUAGAAGCAGCUGAUGUAGUUCUUAUUAAGAGUAACCUGGAAGAUGUUGUCACUGCAAUAGAUCUCUCUAGAAAGACAAUGUUGCGUAUUCGACUCAAUUAUGUAUGGGCUCUUGGGUACAAUGUGCUUGCCAUGCCUAUUGCUGCUGGAAUUUUGUUCCCAUUCACCGGAAUUCGGUUACCACCUUGGCUCGCUGGUGCUUGCAUGGCUGCUUCAUCUGUUAGUGUAGUUUGUUCGUCACUGCUACUGCAAUCUUACGAAAAACCUCUGAAGGUUCAAGCUGUGUGAGUGCGCUAGAUUCGUUUGGCCUCACUUUUCACUGGUGGUAGAAAUUGGUAAUAUAAGAAUAAAGAAAGUUAUCUAAUCCAUAGUACGUCUGUUGACUAGUAGUAAUACAUAAUAUUACGAUUCUUCGUCCGCUACACGUGAUAUGAAUGAAUGCUUGUUUCUAAAAUUUGUCUGUACUCGUGUUACAGAAUUUUGUGACAAAACAUCUGAUCUCGUAUAAUUAAUGAAGGUUCUGAUUUCCCUGAAGCUGGGGAAGAAAAGGACUCUCAGAGAUUGUUUAGCAUUUUGAUUAAAUGUUAGUACUCUUUUCUUA